GCAAAAAAGGUGGUUGCGCUCUGUCAAGCGUAUCAGCUGGUUACGAUCGUUCGCUACGUGUAUGGGACUGCAGAUCUCACAGUGUUGAGUCGAUCAUUGAUACGUUUUCGGUUACAGUGAUGUCAGUUGUUUUAACAAAGAGUGAGAUUAUUGGUGGCAGUGUCGAUGGAACUGUCCGAACCUUUGACUUGCGUCUCGGUAGGGAGAUGUCAGAUAAUUUAGGACAACUGGUUAAUUUCAUAUCGAUAUCAAACGAUGGAAACUGCGUUUUAGCUGGUUGCUUGGACUCUACUCUGCGUCUACUUGACCGAACCACAGGAUCCUACUCCAAGACUAUAAAGGUCAUAUUUCUAAGAUUUGUGAUGAUUGAUUUGGUUUUUGCUCAGGUGGUCUGGAUCACAGGGGCUAACCAAGGGAUUGGGGAAGCUCUUGCUAAACAGUUUGCAAGUUUAGUUGCCAAGCUUAUUCUUUCUGAUAGGAAUGAAGCUGAGCUGGUUCGGCUUAAAUAUGCACCAGAACAUGUCAGGGUUUUUCGUUUUGCUUUAGCAAGCACUAGCAUCAAAGUGUGGCUCAGAGAUGUUGUAGCGGCAGUAGUGACUCAUUUCCGUGGGGGUGGUGUUGACUAUUUGAUCCACAACGCUGCCUAUGAGCUUCCGAAAUCAAACGCAAUGGAUGCGAGUGAGGAAAAUCUUAAGGUUACAAGCGUGAGUUAUCACCCCAAGGAGGAUUGCAUGUUGACUUCUUCAGUGGAUGGUACAGUUUGUGUCUCGAAAAUAUAA
Eruca vesicaria subsp. sativa (arugula) is the source of this 779-nucleotide messenger RNA. The record is from the annotation of a GenBank genome assembly. Lineage: Eukaryota; Viridiplantae; Streptophyta; Magnoliopsida; Brassicales; Brassicaceae.